GCUCACAGAGACUUAAAGCCGGCCAAUAUCCUAUUUGAUGAUGAUUUCAACAUUAAAAUCUGCGAUUUUGGUUUGGCUUGUAUCCAUGAGCCAAUAUCUCAAAAAUACUGCGGAAAUUUAAGAUAUGCAGCUCCAGAAAUUAAGCACAAGAAACCUUAUGAUCCAUACAAAGCUGAUGUUUGGUCUUUCGGAUUGAUCGUUGCCUUUAUGGCAAUGGGACCAGAUGCAUUCGCACAAUGGACUGAAUAUCUUGAAUAUGGAAGCUGUAUUUUCCCAAAAGAGAUACCUCAAAACUUGGUCAAUAUCAUUAGACAUUGCAUUUUCCUUAAUCCUGAACAAAGAUGGUCAAUGGCGGAAAUUGUCAGAUAUUUGCAUUCUAAUGUGAAAUUGCAAAUCACCCCUCACAAAACAAAUUCCCGUAUUUUCAGAGAAAUUCACUAUAAGUCCUCUUUCAAUGAGCAGGCUCAGAAUUCAAACCAAGCAGGCCUCAACAAUUAUUCUCCCAUCUCUUUAA
This is a messenger RNA of Trichomonas vaginalis G3, 514 nucleotides long. Its product is annotated as protein serine/threonine kinase protein. The record is from RefSeq and is a predicted model, not a curated record. The transcript has a single exon. Gene Ontology annotation, molecular function: protein kinase activity; ATP binding. The annotation marks the transcript as partial. NCBI's taxonomy places the organism in Eukaryota, Parabasalia, Trichomonadida, Trichomonadidae. Gene Ontology annotation, biological process: protein phosphorylation.